AUGACAGAUCAGUCAACCUACCGGACGUACGAGACUGCUCCCGAACAGGGUUCAUUCUCAGGACACCAUGCAUCAAGUUCACAAACUCCCACACGCGAGACGGGCACAUACGCGCGAUCGGACAGCACGGUCGUCGAUAGCGCCGAUGAAUGGUGUGGAAAGAAGAUUUUUGAUUCCGUCCUCGCGGAAUCGAUCUUCCGUGCCAUCGUUGGCUCUGAUACCACCAAAGACCCCAAAGAUGUUUUCUCCCAUGUUGUUGGCGAAUUUCCGUAUCUCGCAUGUGCAAGAGAAGUGAGGUCAAUCGCUCACUUAGAAGCGGCCCGAGCUCAAACCGGAGCCCAGGACCAUAAGGCUGCUUUGAUGGGCAGCAUCGGCGCUGCAAUUCGUCAAGGCGGCGACGGAAUUCAAACUGAGCUUAAAGCGAUCGUCCAGGAUUACGGACUAUCAAAGGUUCCUGGAAUUCGUCUCGAUCGUGCUGCUCCGUCCCAUCGACGAGAUGCAAGACCACCACGGUUGCCGUCACCUCCGCUGUCAGACGAUGAUAUCGACGAGAUACCAAGGCAGUUUCAUGAUCAGACUGCAGUCUCGCGAAGAGUUGCACCAGGCAUUAGUCCGGGAAUAUAUACAGCGAAGCUACACCUUUGGAUGCAGUCAGAAGGCAAAAACUUUCAUUACGACUACAGGCCGCUGGACACUCUGGAAACUCAGGCGCAUUUAAGACUUGAUGGUCAAGACUUCACGGCGAUUCGACGAAAGAAGUUAGAUGCAAAACACGAAGUGUCAAGGCAGGCUUGCGUGCAUUUGAGGUUGUAG
Messenger RNA from Zymoseptoria tritici IPO323, 813 nucleotides. RefSeq lists its product as uncharacterized. The record is from RefSeq and is a predicted model, not a curated record. Lineage: Eukaryota; Fungi; Ascomycota; Dothideomycetes; Mycosphaerellales; Mycosphaerellaceae. The transcript is spliced from 2 exons. Bases 1 to 813 code for a protein of 270 amino acids.